Salvelinus sp. IW2-2015 is the source of this 3894-nucleotide messenger RNA. Lineage: Eukaryota; Metazoa; Chordata; Actinopteri; Salmoniformes; Salmonidae. The record is from RefSeq and is a predicted model, not a curated record.
AUGACUUAUUCCUUAUUCAAUGGUGUCCUGAAACAUGUCCAGUUUGAGAUCUGUCCCAGCAGUGCGCCAGCAGUGUCCCAGCAGUGUCCAGCAAGUGUGCCGCAGCAGUGUCCAGCAGUGUCCCAAGCAGUGUCCCAGCAGUGUCCAGCAGUGUCCCAGCAGUGUGCCAGCAGUGUCCAGCAGUGUGCCAGCAGUGUCCGCAGUGUGCAGCAGUGGUCCCAGCAGUUCCAGCAGUGUGCCAGCAGUGUGCCCAGCAGUGUCCCAGCAGUGUCCCAGGCAGUGUGCCAGCAGUGCUCCCAGCAGUGUCCCAGCAGUGUGCCCCAGCAGUGUGCCAGCAGUGGUCCCAGCAGUGUGCCCAGCAGUGUGCCAGCAAGUGUCCCAGCAGUGUGCCAGCAGUGUCCCAGCAGUGUCCCAGCAGUGUCCCAGCAGUGUCCCAGCAGUGUAGCCAGCAGUGUCCCAGCAGUGUGCCAGCAGUGUCCCAGCAGUGUCCCAGCAGUGUCCCAGCAGGUGCCAGCAGUUCCUCUCACUCCCUCUCAGACUGCAGACAGAUGUCCGCGUCCCGUGGCUGUGGAGCAUGGGGAGCUGGUGAACCAGACUGAGGCCAACCGAGGCUCCUCCCCCCCUGUGUGCCCCCCUCCCACGGAACCAGAGAACGGAGGGUACAGGUGCCACCCGUCCCCCUGCCACCGCCUCACCCAGAAGACCGUGAUAGAGUACUUCUGUGACGAGGGCUACGCUCUGAAGGGGGACUACAAGUUCCUCACCUGUCAGAAUGGGGAGUGGGACGUACCCAUGCAGAUCACCUGCCGCCUCAGCCCAGAUAAGGAGCCGCGGUCUCCGUUGGCGAUGCCAGCGCUGUCCAUCGUAGCGUCCACAGCCUCCUCUGUGGCCCUCCUGCUGCUGCUGGUGGUGCUGUUUGUUCUGCUGCAGCCCAAACUCAAGUCCUUCCACCACAGCAGGCGUGAGCAGGGUGUCUCAGGCCAGCCACCCUCUAUCGUGGUGGAAGGGGUCCAGGUGGCCCUCCCCUCCUAUGAGGAGGCCGUGUACGGCAGUGGCGGCGGCGCCUCUCUCCCCCCACCUCCAGAGUCCCGGGUUCAGAUCGUCCUGUCUGAGGGCCCCCGGGGGGCCGAGGGCGGAGCAGAGGGACUGAGUCCCAGCAGUAGGUCCCAGUCCCACCAUCACAGAGACAGAGAGAGAGAUACAGAGCUGUGCCUCCCCUCCUCCUCUUCCUCCUUCCCUUCAUCCUGCCGUCACGCAGAGACAGUACUAGUCCACCAGGCCCCCUCCGCCUCCUCUUCGUCAUCGUGGGUUACGGCACACGGAGGGAGUGCCCUUGCCAGACGUAGAGACUCAGAGAGCAGUGACCAGCACAGCCUGCUUUCUGUCACCUCCGUAGACGACUUCUCUGAUGAUAUCCCCCUGUUAAAGGAAACCUGAAGCCCCUGCAGCAGCAUCACUCCGCCCCUACAGCUGAGCAGGAAACUAAGGCUUCUGCUGUGGCCUACUGGGGCUUUCUAGCUGAACGAUACCACCCUACCUUAUGUCUCUGAACCACAGAACUACAGAAUUACCCCGUGCAGCAAAGACCGGAAUCAUGUCAAAGAAACUCAACCUCCCUCCCCCUCUACAUCUGCAACUUCUCACACGGCGCAAAGACGAGCAGAGUCCACUUCACCCCCAAUUAUUACCACCCAUGCACAGAACAAACCAUGUCCACCACCAGUAUCCUCUACCCAUGUCCUGGCUACCCCUUCUGCAAUGAUCUCCAAACUACCCGUGUGGAGAAAAGACAAGACUACCCUCUUUCUCUCUUACUGGGAACUGACGAGCCCUUAAUACCUCCUGUCCCCCUCAGUUUUAGAAUGGACCUCAACACAGACAGACAGACAGACUUCCUUCUAGGCCUAACUUCCUGACCCCAAUCAUCCACACUUCCAAACGCUUUAUCUCAAACCACAAGGCUAGUAGCUAACAUAAUAAUGCUUUUAUCGCUGCUGAUGAUGAUGAUGAAGAUGACUGUGGAUACAAACUUGUGCAUCUCCCUACUCUAAUGGGGAUAAGGAGCAUCUCUCUUCAGUGAGGACUAUCUUGGUUUGGGCCUUGGCCUGGUCCGCUGGCGUAUGCUGCACGUUCUCUCUAGUGAUGGAUCGAUGACGUCCUGCAGGGGCCCACGCGGUAGCCCUGUCUGUCCGCUCUGUAUGAAGCCCCUCUUCCUUUCUCCGCUGCCACUCUCUGGCAUCUUCUUGGGUCAGUCAGCGCCACUUUCGUCUGAGGGGACUAGGAGUGACGCCACCUGUCAGAAGACAAUGCACGAUGGAUGGAUGGAUGGAGGGAGCACGUCACCAGACCAAGCACCUGCAGAGCUACACACAGACAAUCACUCUAUCAUGAUAAAAUCCGAUUAAUGACACGCUUGCCUUUUCGUCACAACAACCGACAUCUGUGUUGUGUUGAGCCCAUCUGCUCCCCGGUUGAUGUGACUAUCUGCUGGGUUUUGUUUGGGAGGCAUCAGUAUAUUUUUGCCACCUGGCUGUGGAACUGAACAACACACCGACUGUUUCAUGAAUGAAGAGGGCUGCACUAUAUUGUUAAAUGAACUAAGGCCUUGUUGUUUUUUUACAUGAUGAAAACAUGUUUGUUUGGUGACUGGACAUUAGGUCACAUUUCUUUUUCCAAUCUAUUUAUAUUGUGUGGCUGUAAGGCUGGGUUCACUAGAGGUGUUUGUCACUUGGUCCGGAUGCGCUAAAUGUGCAUAUGCAUGUGUGAGAGUGUUGUGUUUGUGUGUGUCUAUCUUUGCCUCUGUGUACGUCAGUUAGGCGAGAGAGAAAGGACAUGUCCAUAGAAUGGGUACACCAGAAAUAUUACCCAGGAUUUCCUGCCCUUAGUAGAAAUGGCUUCACACAGCUACCCCAGUUCAAGAUGGCUUCCCUCUUUUCCUGCUUUUUACAACGAUCAGAAGAACAAACAGUCAUUACUGUAAGAAUACAGUACAUCAUGUAUAUUUAAAUGUUCAAGGACUAAAAUGUCCUCCAUUUUUCUGCAGAGUUGCUUCAGAAUAACCUUGUGGAUCUGCGACUUUUAAAAAGCUUAAACUGAAAAACCUUGCUCAAAACCGGAGCAUUGACACAACUGCAACUGGUUGCAGGAAACGACAGUUAUCUUUUGUUGUAAAUGUUCAGUUCAAAUUUAAGUGAGCGGUUUUAAUUUACCUUUGAUGAUAAAAACCACUCGUAUAUGUUGAGUUGAGGUCAUCAUCCUAGCUCAUUAGGUUGAGGAGACACGGUCUGAGUCUAGUCUGGCUUUUUGAAAACAUUUUUUUUCACUUAAAAAAAAAAUGUUUUGUUUAUUUGUCGGUCUUUCCACCUGUCAUUGGUUUCAUAAACGCAAACAGAGAACGUUGCCUUAGACCUGGGACAUUUUAUUACUUUGCUUUGGUUUCUACUUGUAUCGUAAGUUUCCAUCUUUACCUGCUAUGAUAUUGAAGCGUCUUCUGUGUUUCCCAAUGGCCUUACUUUUGUAUUUUCUAGUCAUACAACUGUCUUGUGUAUUUUUCUAUGUGUUUUAUUUUUGUUUUUGGACUUGACUAAAGAAAGUCCAUCCUUCUCUUCUCUCCGUUCACACCAAGGCGUCUUCAGCAACCGUGAUUUUUCAAAAGCCUAAAGCACAUGAAACAAAUCACCUUUCUUUCUUUCUUUUAAUGUCUAUCAUACGUUGUAAAUGUUGCGUGUUCAGGGACUAUUUCUUUGCGUCCAGACCACCGUUGUACAGUGGUGGUUCCUCCAUCUCUUGAUUCUGCAUUUCAAUGCUUUCAUGUUUUCAUUUUUUUCCUCUGUACAUUGCAGUGGGUUGUGAAGAUCGUAUUUUAAUAUUUGUAUAAAGUUUAAUUUAAUUCUA